CCACGCACAAGGGAGGGGAAGUAAUGAAGUAUUCAAAAUAGUAGCCUCCAAAGCCAAUUCAUAUGUUAAACAAAGAUUUUUUACCAGAAAAGAAAAUGUUAAACCCAGACACGACAAACUGUAUUCGUUGUGUUUUGUUUGAAUUUCAAAAAAAUGCAGGAACACAACUGUCAACUGCACACACAUUGGGCAAUGCAGUUUCUUUCAAACAGUACCAAUAGCCUCCACUACACCCACCAGUCCACUCCACACCACCCCUUUCUACCCGAGAAAACCCCCAUGCUCUUUUUGGUUAAACCUCUUUCUAAAUUUUCAAGUCCUUUCAUUUCCCUUUUCUUGGAUUUGAUAUGACCCUUUCUGUUCAAGCUGAAUGAUAAAGCUCUCUCUUUCCCUCCUCUCUUUAUCUCUCUCGCUGCUAUUUUUGCAUUCAAUGCCAUUUCAAUUUCCAGUGCGUUGUUUCUUACUGUAGAUUAGUUGCAUUUAAGAUUUUAAGGUCCGCUUCCAUUUUCUCUCGCAGUUCUGCAUCCUGUACCCUGUCUGCAAGAUUCAGCUUUUAAUACACACUUCUUCAUAGUUAAAAUCUAUUCAGAUUUCAGAAUCUUUGUUGAGCUAGCUAGUUUGAAUGGGUGCUUCUGGGAAAUGGGUGAAAGCUUUGAUAAGCUUCAAGAAACCUGAAAAAGAUGACCACCAUGAGAAGAUGCCUGGGAAGAGCAAGAAAUGGAAGAUAUGGAGGGGCCCACCAGCAGAUCAAGCUGGUGGUGGUUCUUCAUUGAAGGGAUUGAAAGGGUACCACCGGAUGUACGAAGGGUCAGUUUCUUCAACAGUGAACAGUGAUGCUUUCACGGCUGCCAUGGCCACUGUUGUUAGAGCUGCCCCCAAGGACUUCAAGGCUGUGAGGCAAGAAUGGGCUGCCAUUAGGAUUCAAACUGCUUUUCGUGGGUUCUUGGCAAGGAGAGCAUUGAGGGCAUUGAGAGGAUUGGUGAGGCUUCAAGCCUUGGUGCGAGGGCGGCAGGUGAGGAAGCAAGCCGCGGUCACGCUUCGGUGCAUGCAGGCAUUGGUUCGGGUGCAAGCCCGGGUUAGAGCUCGUCGUGUUCGUAUGUCCAUGGAGGGGCAGGCUGUGCAGAAGGUGAUCGAAGAGCACCGCGGCAAGGUCGACUGCUUGAAACAGGCUGAGGAGGGAUGGUGUAACAGUAGAGGAACACUUGAAGAAGUGAAGGCCAAGAUACAAAUGAGGCAAGAGGGAGCUUGUAAACGAGAGAGGGCACUUGUCUACUCCCUAGUUCAGAAGGAGAGGCUGGUCCAGAACUUAGACUCCCAAACGACUAUCUCCUUUCCCUCUUUAAAGACUUACAAUUUGGACAAGAACAGCUGGAGCUGGCUGGAACGAUGGAUGGCUGCAAGGCCAUGGGAGAACAGACUGAUGGAGCAAACUCAAACCCAAACUGACCCAGUAGAAACAACUCCAAACUCCAAGAAGACUUGCUUCGUCAAUUCUUCCGCCAAGGAAAAUCAUUUUGAACCAUUCUCUGUUAAAGUCAGAAAGAACAACGUAACCAAACGGAUUUCAGCCAAACGUUCAUCUUCCAGCCCUAGUUCUGAAUUCCGAUAUGACGAGAGCCACGUCGAGAGCUCCGCUUCUUCUUCACUCUGCACAUCCACAACUCAAAUCUCAGGGAACUCAGCGGAUAGAUCGGUGGAGAAGAACAGCCGUAUGCCGAAUUAUAUGAGCUUGACUCAGUCAAC
Cuscuta epithymum is the source of this 1743-nucleotide messenger RNA. NCBI's taxonomy places the organism in Eukaryota, Viridiplantae, Streptophyta, Magnoliopsida, Solanales, Convolvulaceae. The record is from the annotation of a GenBank genome assembly.